AUGGCUCCUACCAGCAGCCCUCUAUUGCAACGUGCUGACCCCGAACCGACAAAGCAUCCCAGAAAACUGAGGAAGCCCGCUAUUGAGAAGAUGAGGAGAGAUCGCAUUAACAGCAGCAUCGAGCAGCUGCGUCUCCUACUGGAGAAAGAGUUCCAGAAACAUCAACUGCCCUCCAAACCUGAGAAGGCCGACAUACUGGAAAUGACGGUCACCUUCCUGCAGCAUCAGAUGGCUGAGAAAAAUGUGACAACAACCUCCAGCCAAGCCCAUAGAGAUGGCUACUCCACCUGUGUCCAGGACUCUGUGACCUUCCUGUCGAUACACAAGCAGACAGACACCCAGCUGCAACUGCUGCAGAAUCUCCACGGGGCUCAGAUGGUGCACGGUGCUCUAUGUCCUUCUGUGUUCCCCGUCUCACAGACCCCCAGCAAGUACAGCGCUCCAGACAGCAGCAAAGCAUUGUGGAGACCCUGGUAGAGACUGUGUAUACUUUUAUGGACUGUGAGCUGAGUACAUUAAAUUGGGUGUACAAUGAGCAUACAAUGCUUACAUUGGUAACUAGGGGUCUGACCCCUGUCACUGUGCACUGUGUUUAUCAUAUUGAUAGAGAGUAAGGUUAUAAUUAACA
This is a messenger RNA of Nanorana parkeri, 628 nucleotides long. Its product is annotated as transcription factor HES-5-like. The transcript is spliced from 3 exons. Gene Ontology annotation, cellular component: nucleus. Gene Ontology annotation, biological process: anterior/posterior pattern specification; regulation of transcription by RNA polymerase II; regulation of neurogenesis. NCBI's taxonomy places the organism in Eukaryota, Metazoa, Chordata, Amphibia, Anura, Dicroglossidae. Bases 1 to 477 code for a protein of 158 amino acids. The record is from RefSeq and is a predicted model, not a curated record. Gene Ontology annotation, molecular function: protein dimerization activity; RNA polymerase II cis-regulatory region sequence-specific DNA binding; DNA-binding transcription factor activity, RNA polymerase II-specific.